Messenger RNA from Paramecium octaurelia, 902 nucleotides. The record is from the annotation of a GenBank genome assembly. NCBI's taxonomy places the organism in Eukaryota, Ciliophora, Oligohymenophorea, Peniculida, Parameciidae.
AUGAAAAUUAUUCGUUCACUUACCUAUAAGUUCAAUAAAAACUUUCAUUCAGCUAAGUUUUGUGGAUCUUAAACUUUAUUGGGAACGGAAGAUGUGUACCAAAGUUUCCAUAUCUAAAAAGGAAAAUAUCUUGACUCAUUUAUUGGUGAUCCAGAGUUAUUUACAACUAAUUUAAUACAAACUGUAAACGAUUGCAAAUCCAAAUAAAUGAAAGCAAUUUGGAUUUAGUUGGAUUAACAUUAAUUAGUACUUGCUGAAAAACUAAUUGAAUAAGGAUUUUACAUGCAUCAUUGUACAUAACAUUAUUUGUUAUUUGCUCAAUGGAUUGUUGAAAAUGUGAAAAGCCAAUUACCAAAUUACACAACUCAUUCAAUUGGUGCUGGAGGAUUAAUUGUUCAUAAUAAUUCAAUUUUAUUAAUUCAAGAGAAAAAUGGAUAAUAUAAAGAUGAAUGGACAAUACCUGGGGGAUUAGUAAAUGAUGAAGAAUUAAUUGUUGAAGCAGCCACGAGAGAAGUGAAAGAAGAAGCAGGCUUAGAUGUUGAACCUUAUGAUUGCUUCUUAAUUAGGGAUUUGCCUAUCUCUAAUCAAUAUUAAGGAGACAUAUAUUUUGUAAUUUUAAUGAGAUUACAAAAUAUUAAUUAAUCUAUUUAAAUACAAGAAUAAGAGAUAAAGAAUUUUAAAUGGGUUGAUUUGAAUCAUUUGCAAGAAGUAUAAUUUUCCACUAAACAAUUAAGUUUUAUUAAAAUAAUAAAUUUGGAAUGGUUUAAAGCAGGUUGAUGGAAUCCAUAAUUCAAUUUAAUAAAUCAAAUAAAUUCGACCACUAAUAUUUUAGUUUAGAUCCUCAAUAUUUAGAUAUAGAUGGUCAACUAAAAAAAUAUUAUUUUUUCAAACCGAAAAAAUGA